CGUUGGAUGCUGCUAAACGUGAGCAGCUGUUACUGCAUUAACUCUACACAACGCAGACGUGUGUUCUGAUGUAAGCUUGACUGAUUGAUUUAAAACAUCACAAUCAAAAUGGAGAGAGUUGUGCCCUACACAUCGGGGAUGAUACUUGGAGAUCUUUACGAUGCUAGAAAAUGUGACAUCUUGAGAAAUUGUGCGUACAAGUUUCGGGAAACCCACAAGAUAAUUAAACCGGUCGACGAGCUAGAAUCAAAGUUUUCAUUUACUGAAUCUAUUGAUGAUAUUUGUGAUAUACUUAUGAUACCCAAAGAAUACGCACUGAAGGUAUGGACAGGUCAUAUCAUCAAUGAAGGUGUGAAGCAAGCACUUUUAACGUUAUAUGUUCCACAUUCAGAAACAUUGAUGAUAAGGAAAACUUACGUGAAGGAAACAGUUAGUCUAACAGAUAGGGACGCCUCUAUGGAAGAAAGCUAUAAAGAUCUAAAAGCAAGUCAAGAUGAAGAUAAACCAACGCACUGGGUGAAAAGCAUGGAUAUAGGAGAUGAAAUAGUGAUCAUUCUCCAUUUUCUCGAUAACGAUGGCAGUAUAAUACAGUCAAUUCGCGAUGAUAUUUAUAAAGCGCUGGAAACAUCAAGUGGAGUUCUAGAUCCAAAAAAACAAACGGAUCUAACUGAAAACUUACAAGAUUUCGACCGAAUGAUUAAGAGAGGAUUCUUGAAAGGGUUAGAAUGUAAGAUUUUCGUGUUCGGUUUUCAUGAGUAUGAUGUUGAAAACUUGCGAGAUGUUGCCAAGAUGCUGGAUAUUUUUAGUAAAAACGAAGAAAAGUGGGAACAACAAAAGGAAUACAAGACAACUAAUGACGUCAUCAAGUUUAAAGAAUAUCAUGCUUGGAAUGAAGCUUCACCAGGCAGUACAGAUCUAAAGAUGUUUGAAGGGCAGUUUUAUAACUUGAGAGUGACUAUUAAGAAUUUACAAUCAGAGCUUUCAACUAAUCAAGAAUAUUUACAAUGUGACCAUCCUGAGGCAAAAGGAUAUUACAGCCUUCUGCUAGCUUUUUACACUGAUUAUCCAGAGGCCUCAAAAAAACUAGAGUCAAUUUUGGAACGGCAAGAAUUUUCCUUCAUGUCAGAAGAUGCAAACAAGCUGCAGGAGAACAUUGAGGAACAUGGUCUAAAUGCCACAUUAACCAUAGCUGGUCUCGACUUGCGGUAUAUUGAUACAUCGCAUUUUACGGGGUUAAAAGGCGUGUCCAAUGUCGUUAAGACUGUCGAUGAUUUCAUUAAGAGAAAAACAGAGCAGCUUCCAAGUGGACAACCCAUCCAGUUAUUAUUACUUGGUAAAACAGGACACGGGAAAAGCUCAACAGGAAAUAGCAUCCUCAGAAAGUCAGUGUUUGAAGCGAGCAAUAGUACACAAUCGGGAACAAUCACGGCCAGCACCAACAGUGCCAUCGUCGACUCGCGUUUAAUUACGUGCGUAGAUACGCCUGGUGUCUAUAAUACAUCUGAACAAACGGCAGAUUCUAAAAUUUACGCUGAAGCGAUUCAAGCAAUUAGUCUUGCCAUUACACAUUGUUCCCAGGGUAUUCAUGCUAUCUUACUGGUUUUUGCUUACGGGGUUAAAAUGACAAAAGAAGAACAAAAGUGUAUCGAAAUGCUUACAUCUUUGUUUGGGGAAAAUAUAUUGGAAGAGCAUGUCAUUAUUGUAAUGACAAAGGGGGAUAAUUUAAAAAAAGAUAACGAAUCUUUUUCUGACUGGCUAAGCGGAGACCAAAAUAAAUGUUUCAAAAAGGUAUUAAAGGCCUGUGACAACAGAUGUGUUUUGUUCGAUAAUAAAACUGAGGACGAGAAAUGCAUGAAAGAACAACUAGUAAUUCUAGUCAACUAUAUAGAUUCAUUAGGCAGGGUUCCUUAUACCAAUCAAAUGUUCAAAGAUGCUGAAAGAAUGCGAGCAGAACUUUUCAGUGACAGCAUCUUGUUAGACAACAUCUUCACCAGCUCCUGCAAAUCACUUUAUGAAGAUUUAAAGCAACUAAAAAGUGACGAACCUAUUAGCCCCAGUAUCGAAGCUCAGGUCAACGAUCUCUUUAUUAUACUAGGCAAUCCAAAUAAAGGUACACAGAUUUACAAUCUCUUUUCUGCUGUUUGGAAUGUUAAGAAUCAAAUUGAAGUUAAAAGAACAAGUAGAGAUACUAUGCUGAAAGAAGAUAAAAGUGUGUUAGAGCUGAUGACUUGUUUGGUUGAAACUGUUGACGAAAUUAAUGCGGUUGAUGAAAAGGUGACACCUGAAGUCGCAAAAGAAGUUAACUGUUUUCCAGAAUUUUCAGUGGUUAUUUUGGAAAAUGGAGAUGUCGUACGCAUGAAGAAUUUAAACACUGGAAUGAGAGUUCUAGCAUUUGAUAAAAACAAGGGACUAUUUUAUGAUGAGAUCUACAUGUUUGGACAUAGAGAACACGGCGUCAUGUCAAAAUUUGUCGUCAUCCAUUCAAAGACAAGCCACCUCACAAUCUCACCAGAACAUCUAAUUCUCUGUAAGAAAAACGGUAUAGAACGUUUUGUUUCCGCUAAAAAUGUCAAAGUCGGAGAUGAAAUUCUAACGAAAUCUGAGCUGGGGUUUGUCUGGUCAAGCGUGGCUGACGUCACCUACAGAGUGGACAGAGGUCUGUACGCACCUUUCACCAGAAGCGGCACCAUUGUGGUGGACGGUGUCGUGGCCUCCUGCUACAUCGAUGUGCUGCCACAUGACGUGUGUCACAGGAUGGUGUCACCAAUCAGAUGUUUGUACCGUGUGUCACCAUCUCUAGUGAGACGUGUCUGUGGUGUGUCAGACACACAGCCGGUACCAAAGAUAGCUCGCCUAGCCUUAACGAUUUUAGGUUUUGGUAAGAAGAUCAAUCAGAUAUGAGAAACAGCAGGUAUUUAAGCAAGCUUGCCUAGACUGAUGUGUUAUGGGAUACAUAAAAAUAUUUUGCUUUAAAGCCCUACAUUUUAGAAUUCCCAUUUAUUUUAGUAUGGUUAAAACAAUCUAGUUAAUCUGAGUAAGGAAUUAUAAAAAAUUCUAAACCAAACUUUUAAGGUGUAAACAAAUGAACUAUUAUUGUAUAAUUUUUUAAUUGUCGAAAAGCAUUGAUUUUGAGUAAUAUAAAGUUUAACAAUUUAUCUUAUGUUCAGAUUACAUUUUGAUUUUCUUUAUACUGUAAUAAGUGUAACUAAACAUUGCUGAUGAACUUAACAUUUCUUAAUCUAACGCAUCGAUUAUUUUUGAAGUUAUUACGACAAUGUUGUAUAUGAAGUGUAUGCUGUAUAAAGUUUGAUGCUUUUUUUUUCUUCAAACAUCAAGCCACAAUAUAGCUGCAAAUUAAAUGUUUAAUGCAAAAAAUAAAUUUAGCAACACAUUUGUGUUGAGGUAAUUAAAAAUGUUAAAUAUGUGGAAUUAUUUUAUAGAUACACAUGUGUAUGUCAUUUUAACCACUUUUUCUAUUUUACUUAUUCGCAAGAUUAUUAACUCAGCAACCAUGGCUUUGAUGGAAACUUAAUUCUCAAAAUGUAAUCAAAUGUAAUGAAGAAAUCUUUCGUUUUUUUAAUUAAUCGCUGUUAAUAAUAUUGGUUUAUGCUAAUUCAAUAAAGUUUUUGUUAUUUUAAAUCGCGUGCAAUUAAAUUGUAUUUUUCUUUUCUUUUAAUAUUACUCUAUUAAUAAUAAACUGAAAUAAAUU
This is a messenger RNA of Physella acuta, 3709 nucleotides long. RefSeq lists its product as uncharacterized. The record is from RefSeq and is a predicted model, not a curated record. Gene Ontology annotation, biological process: multicellular organism development; protein autoprocessing; cell-cell signaling. Gene Ontology annotation, molecular function: GTP binding. Lineage: Eukaryota; Metazoa; Mollusca; Gastropoda; Physidae.